CGCACGUGAAGCGUCCCAUGAACGCCUUCAUGGUAUGGGCGCAGGCGGCCAGGAAGAAGCUGGCAGACCAGUACCCGCAGCUGCACAACGCUGAACUCAGCAAGACGCUCGGCAAACUGUGGAGGCUCCUGAGUGACGCCGACAAGCGGCCGUUCAUCGAGGAGGCCGAGAAGCUUCGGCGUCAGCACAAGAAGGACCACCCCGACUACAAGUACCAGCCACGCCGUAGGAAGGCACUGAAGGGUCCCACCGGCGCCGCCAGCCAGCAGGGCAACACAGUCGUCUUCAACAGCAGUCGCCAGCUCGGCGAUGGUGCGGAAGCCGCUCGGCUGCUGUCAUCGCAAGGUCAGGGGCAAGGUCACGGUCCCCCCACCCCGCCAACUACGCCACAGGGGGAGCUGAUGAGGGACAACAAGCAGGCCAUGGGUUUCUUGCAGGGCAGCGGCGGGCUGGGAUGUUACCCGCAGCGGGCUGCCGGUCUGACCCGAAGUCAGUGCACGGCCGCCUCGGCGCCGGCCGCCUGCGCCGCCCUCGGUCGCUCCGUCAUGGGUCAGCCCUCGCCGGAGGACACGGCCAAGGUCUCUUGGGCCAGGGACGAGGCAUUCCGCGCGCACGCGGCCGCCGCCGGCGCUGGCUACACGGCCGAGAACAUGGCGUACUACCAGAAUUUAUAUCAGUACCCCAGCCAGAGGCCGUACGACGCCAACGACCCGUGGACAUUUAUGUAG
This is a messenger RNA of Pollicipes pollicipes, 728 nucleotides long. RefSeq names its product transcription factor SOX-10-like. NCBI's taxonomy places the organism in Eukaryota, Metazoa, Arthropoda, Thecostraca, Pollicipedomorpha, Pollicipedidae. The transcript is spliced from 5 exons. Gene Ontology annotation, cellular component: nucleus. The coding region runs from base 18 to 728 and encodes 236 amino acids. The record is from RefSeq and is a predicted model, not a curated record. Gene Ontology annotation, biological process: regulation of transcription by RNA polymerase II. Gene Ontology annotation, molecular function: RNA polymerase II cis-regulatory region sequence-specific DNA binding; DNA-binding transcription factor activity, RNA polymerase II-specific.